This is a messenger RNA of Verruconis gallopava, 1512 nucleotides long. RefSeq lists its product as uncharacterized. The coding region runs from base 1 to 1257 and encodes 418 amino acids. The record is from RefSeq and is a predicted model, not a curated record. The transcript has 3 exons. Gene Ontology annotation, biological process: carbohydrate catabolic process; fungal-type cell wall biogenesis. NCBI's taxonomy places the organism in Eukaryota, Fungi, Ascomycota, Dothideomycetes, Venturiales, Sympoventuriaceae. Gene Ontology annotation, molecular function: mannan endo-1,6-alpha-mannosidase activity.
AUGAACUUUUAUGACGGAGAUAAACCGGGUGGUAUUCCAGGGCAGUUGCCACCAUCUGCUGCUGGGCAAUACAAUUGGUGGGAGGCAGGGGCACUCUUUGGACAGAUGGUCGAAUACUGGCACUACACAGGCGACGACACUUGGAAUGCGGCAACAACUGAGGCCAUGCUAUUCCAGGCCGGACCGGACAGCAACUUUGAGCCGACAAAUCAGUCGCGAACGGAAGGCAAUGAUGACCAAGCAUUUUGGGCAUUUGCGGCCAUGUCUGCUGCCGAGCUCAAGUUCCCCGACCCUCCACCUGGCCAGCCUCAAUGGCUUGCGCUUGCACAGGCUGUCUUCAACAGGCAAGCAGCGAGAUGGGAUGACGCAAACUGUGGAGGAGGCUUGAGGUGGCAGUUUAACCCACUUAACAACGGUUGGUUAAACAAAAACACAAUCUCGAACAGCUGUUUCUUCCAGCUUGCCGCGCGAUUAGCACGCUAUACUGGCAAUGUCACGUAUGCACAAUGGGCCGAGAAAGCUUAUGACUGGCUAUGGAGCUCUCAGCUGAUCAACAAAGACACUUUCGAAGUCAUCAUCGCCGGGUCGGCGUUUAUGUACAAUUACACCAAUGGCGAUCAGAAAUGGGCAGACCGUCUGAAUGGAUACCUUGGCAACACGCAGAGAGUAUUUUUCCCUCAGCAGUUUGGUGGGAACAUCAUGACGGAGUGGGCGUGUGAAACGGUCAACAAUUGCAACAAGGACCAAAGAUCGUUCAAGGCGUAUUUGUCGCGAUGGCUUGCACUGACUGUCGUAAUGGCACCUUACAAAGCCGAGACAAUCAUGCCUUGGAUUCAAGGUUCUGCAGUGGCAGCUGUCAAACAAUGCGUCCCCGGACCAGAGAACGCCGUCGGUGGACCAGUAGCAUGUGGUAGAACGUGGUAUUCCGCUCAGGACGAUGGAACACGCGAUGUGGGUAAUCAAAUGACAGCGAUGAGUAUCGUCCAGGCCAAUCUCAUCACCAUUGCCCCUCCGUUAGCGGAUGAGAAGACAGGUACCAGCACUGGUGAUGCAUCGGCAGGUAGCGGGCCAGAUACACCGCCCACUGCAGCGGACAAGCUGAGGACGAGAGAGAUGACGGCCGCUGACAAAGCUGGCGCGAGCAUUGUGACUAUUCUCGUUAUCGGAGGCACGGCCUUGCUUCUCUUUGCUUUGCUUACAGAAGACCUCAACCUGGAUCAGCUUUUCCAGGCGCGAAGGCGAUGGCAUGGGUCCUAAUCCCAUCUCGAAAAACUAUCGCUCAUCGGCUUCGAGGAUAAUCAUGACACAUACGAUGUGUUCGACUGCCAGAUCUGAAAUUAAUGACCGAUGAUUGUUGGCCAAUAUGAUCUUUUGAUUAGCUCUCUUAACUGUAGCUCGGAUGGAUUAAGACCGCCAUAUCUCGCUAUGAUCUCUAUCCACGCAUGAGAUUUGACUUGCUGAAGAACAAAGACGUUAUGUGGUCAACGUAAGCCCUUUAAAAGGUAUAUACAG